AUGAAACAACCUCUGUACGUUUUGCUAGGUGCUGGCGUGGUAGGACUGUCAACUGCGCUCGAGCUUCGCGAGCGCCACCCAAAGUCUCUCGUCAUCGUUGUCGCGAAACACCUGCCGGGAGACAGAGUCGCAGAGUACGCUUCGCCCUGGGCGGGGGCUAAUUGGUUAUCGGUUGCCACAGACAAUGGACGUCAGGAAGAAUGGGAUGCGGUGACGUACAAAAGCUUUCGCCUGCUGGCUGAACAGAGUGCGACAACAGGUGUCCAAAGCAUGGAGCUUCGGGCGAUUUUCGACCAGCCCGCCGAUCACGCUGACAUCUUGAGUGUUGGAACUGGCCAAAUCUGGUACGACAGACUGGUUGGAGGACUGCGGCCUCUCUCGUCAGACAAAUUGCCAGAAGGAAGCCAAUUUGGGUUCGACUUGGAUACCUUUGUCAUCGAUACCAGGGUGUAUCUUUUCUGGCUCGAGCAUAAGGCCCGGAAAAUGGGAAUCGAGUUCCACCGGGCCAUGUACUCGGACAUCGCAGAGCUCUUCCACAGCUUUCCCGGCGCUAAGGCAUACUUCAACUGCUCUGCAUUGGGCUCGCACUCGCUCAAGGGAGUUGAGGACAAGAAUGUUUAUCCCACCAAAGGACAAGUGAUGCUCGUCGAGAAUCCAACAACCCCAUUGACGCGGAUGUAUUUCCGAUCUCCACGACGAGUCGACAAUGACACGACCUAUGUUUUCCCUCGGGGCAUGCACAAUGGUGUCGUGCUGGGAGGCUGCCGCUUGGACAAUGACUGGUCAGGAGAGAUUGAUGCCGAUUUGGCAGAAGACAUCAAGAGACGAUGCUGCAAUUUGGCUCCCGAAUUAGGCAGUCCAGAAGAUCUCAAGAUUUUGUACCACGCCGUCGGGCUCCGGCCAAGCCGGAAAGGAGGAGCCCGGAUCGAGAGAGAGGUGAUGCAAAAUGUUGUGGUGAUCCACAACUACGGUGCUGGCGGCGCCGGAUAUCAAGCCUCGUGGGGAAUGGCCAAGGCGGCGGUGGACUUGCUCGGUGGUGAAGAACGACUCUGA
Cladophialophora immunda is the source of this 1053-nucleotide messenger RNA. RefSeq lists its product as uncharacterized. Gene Ontology annotation, molecular function: FAD binding; D-amino-acid oxidase activity. Bases 1 to 1053 code for a protein of 350 amino acids. The transcript has 5 exons. NCBI's taxonomy places the organism in Eukaryota, Fungi, Ascomycota, Eurotiomycetes, Chaetothyriales, Herpotrichiellaceae. The record is from RefSeq and is a predicted model, not a curated record.